Messenger RNA from Camelus dromedarius (Arabian camel), 752 nucleotides. RefSeq lists its product as uncharacterized. The record is from RefSeq and is a predicted model, not a curated record. Bases 95 to 739 code for a protein of 214 amino acids. The transcript is spliced from 3 exons. NCBI's taxonomy places the organism in Eukaryota, Metazoa, Chordata, Mammalia, Artiodactyla, Camelidae.
AGGGUUCACCGAGGCGGAGGCGGCGAAGCUGAGGGCUCGCGAGGAGGGUGAGGAGGUGGUGGGCGACAUCCUGGAGGAGCUGGUGGACCCAGUGAUGGAUGCCGUCUGCAAAUCCUACCUGGAACGGCAGUGCAUUCCGUACGCAGUGAACGGGGCACGGGAGACCAUACUCCAUGUGGUCCAGAUGAGAUUUGUGCCCCAGGAUGAGGGAGAACCCCACCUGGCAGAGGACCCCACGUGGGCGGAGGACGAGGAACCCUCACCUUGCCCAAUUGACACCUGGGCUCUGGGGAGCCGUGUCCUCGCGGUGCGCGCCCUCCUCAGUGGAAAGGAAGAGGAGCCAAGGCAAAGGCCUGGACCCCAAGGAUCAGGAGAGCCAGGAUCUUCAGAAGGGGCCUCACCAUGCGCCUGGAGUCCUCAAGGCCAAGUCCCAGGUGGUGAGGAAGCCCACGUUGCUGCCGAAAGCGCCGAAGAUGGCUCCUGGUGUGAGCACGUGGAACCCACCACCCAGGAGCUGCUUAGCUGUGCUGAAGCUCAACAGGAGGACAAAGAGGGCAGCACCUCUCGUCCCAUCCACACAGGUGCCCCAGAUCCCCAGGUGAUGGUGGCACAGCUAACAGAAAAGUCAGGUCCUCAAUAUCAUCACUCCCCUCCAAGCACCCGCCCCAUCCUGGGCCCUGAACCUCAGGCAGUGGGAAUCCGCCUGCCUUCUGUCUGCCUGCCAGAAAUAAACACCUGAGUUGCUUUAAGAA